UCCAUCUGAAUCUGAUAAAAAGAAAGACAAACAUCCAUCUGAAUCUGAUAAAAAGAAAGACAAACAUCCAUCUGAAUCUGAUAAAAAGAAAGAAAGGAAUCCAUCUGAAUCGGAUAAAGAUGCAGAAAGCUUCUACCUGCUGGCUGUGACCUCACAGACUGUAGGGGGCACCACUGAGACGUUAUGCAUCACAGUAAACCACCAUGAACCUGUUUCCAUGGAAGUGAAUCUGGAGUAUAACCAAAACAGCGUCACUCUUCUGACUGAAACGUACAUAAAUGAAGAGUACUACCGUUGUGUCCCAUUCCAGGUUCCUGUCGUGAUAUUGGAAUUAGUGGCAUCUAUUAAUAUUCAGAUUAAAGGGUCAGAAACCUUCCUGAACAAAACAACACAGAUCCUCAUCACACCUUCAACACAAGUGACGCUCGUUCAGACGGACAAACCCAUCUAUAAACCAGGACAAACAGUGAAGUUCCGCAUCGUCUCCCUGGAUACCGAUUUCCUCACCUACGAACAGACGUUUCCAACAAUAGAAGUGAAGGAUCCGAACUCAAACCGUAUCGGUCAGUGGCUGAACGUCGCCACCUCCAGCGGUCUGGUGGAUCUGUCGUAUCCCUUAAACUGUGAGGCCACAAAAGGAGUUUAUAUCAUCACCGUCUGGGAUGAGAAGAACAAAGAGCUCCAGCAAAACUUCGAAGUCAAGGACUACGUUCUGCCGACAUUUGAAGUUACGGUAGAGCUUCCUCCAGUCAUUACCAUCCUGGACACCAACGCCACACUUAAAGUUUGUGCAAAAUAUACGUACGGCAAGCCGGUGAGUGGGAUGGUAAAGGCCACAGUCUGCCAUAACAGUUACAGAUAUGUUUGGCUCCCACAAGCAGGAACACCACCAGACAUCUGCAGGAACUAUACAAUGUUGACCGACAAGACCGGCUGUGGAACAGAAAUCAUAGAUCUGACAGAAUAUGCAUUAAGUGAUACACGCUAUAAACCAUCAAUCAUAGUUCAGAGUGAAGUGGAAGAAGACGGCACUGGUGUGAUUUUGACUGGUUCAGGCAGUUCUCCUAUAACAACUAAUAUGGUCACAAUCUCAUUUGAGGAUUCAUCAUCAACAUUUAAGCCUGGAAUGGCAUAUACAGGACAGAUUAAAGUAAUCUGCCCAAAAUCCACACCUAUGAAAAGAAAAGUAGUUUAUCUGACCGUAAAUGCUGGUAAUAAAAUUUCAGUAAGGAAGCUGCUUACGAAUUACAAAGGCAUUGUAAACUUUUCCUUCAACACUGAACAGUGGGGUCUGGAGCAAGUCUCUCUUCAAGCAGAGUAUGAAAUGACUAACAGACCAGUUGUGUAUACUGAAAAUCAGCUCACACCAAAGUACCCCGCUGCCUACCUUUGGCUUCAGCCUUUCUACUCUAAGAGUCGGAGUUUUAUUCAAUUAGUGAGCUGCUUGACACCUUUAAGCUGUGAUAGAAAAGCUGUCAUCAAAGCUCAGUACAUGAUACACCACAGCACGCCCUUACCACGACAGAAGACCAUAUCCUUCUUCUACAUGGUGAUGAAUAAAGGGCAUUUGGUUCAGAAAGGACGUAUCAGAGAAGCCAUCAGACCUGGAACAGAGCACAGGGGCACCCUGGUGUUGUCUCUGCAGAACACGAUAAAGCUGUCCCCCGUUGCUCAGGUGGUCCUGUACACGGUCCUUCCCAGUGGCGAGUCCGUGGCAGACAGCCUGAACUACCAAAUUCAGUUGUGUUUGGCUAACAAGGUGUCUCUAAAGUUUUCACCUUCUACGGAGCUUCCUGGUGACCAGGCAUCACUGUUGCUGAAAGCUGCUCCAGGUUCCUUGUGUUCAGUAAAGGCGAUAGAUAAGAGUCUUCUGCUGCUGCAACCAGAGAAGGAGCUCAGCAUCCAAUCUGUGUUCAACAUGCUUCCUGUACAAACGUUAUCAGGAUAUCCGUACAACGUGUAUGACGAGGAUUCGAGCCCCUGCUGGAGGAACCCACCCAUUGAGAUUAUCCCAUUUGUGGCACGAGACCGAAAGAUUGGUUAUAUUCCAAACUCUGGGAAGGUGGAUGUGUACAACACCUUUAAAGAUAUUGGAGUUAAAAUCCUCACCAACACAGACGUAAAGAAACCCUCCGACUGUUUGCUGUAUAUGAGUGCUGCAGCCAAUGAUGCAGCACCAGACAUCCUCGCCAAAGAAUCCACUCCAGGUGACUCAAGUUCAGACCAACCUGUCGUUACGAUCCGCAAAUAUUUCCCAGAGACGUGGAUUUGGGAUCUCGUUCCAGUCAGUCAGUCUGGAGCGAUGACUGUUAGUAAAACAGUCCCAGACUCCAUCACUACAUGGCAGGCUGAUGCAUUUUGUACAUCACCUGUGGGGUUUGGAGUCGCCCAGAAAACUGAGCUUAUUGCCUUCCAGCCUUUCUUUGUGAGCCUCACCAUGCCCAGCUCUGUCAUCCGAGGAGAAGUGUUCAAACUCAAAGCCACCGUCUUCAACUACCUCAAAAGCUGUAUGAUGGUGGAGGUGACUUUGGGAGACUCAGAACAAUUCUCAGCACAAGUGUGUGACGAGUGCAAAUAUACACAAUGUCUGUGCGCUGACCAGAGCUGGACGUUCUCCUGGACCAUCACACCCCUGGUACUGGGGGAGGUGAGCAUCAACGUGACCGCGGAAGCCAUACAGUCAUCAGAUCUGUGUGGAGACAGAGCAGUUACGGUACCACAGAAAGGACACACUGACUCGGUCAUUAAAACACUGCAAGUGCAGCCUGAAGGAACCAAACAGUAUAAAAGCUACAACGAGCUUCUCUGUCCAUCAGAAGAAGUAGUUGAGAAAACCGUCUCACUAACCCUGCCUGAAGCCUUUGUGGAAGGUUCUGCCAUGGCCUCAGUCUCUGUGCUCGGUGAUCUGAUGGGUCGAGCUCUACAGAACCUGGCGAGUCUCCUGGCGAUGCCGUACGGCUGUGGAGAGCAGAACAUGCUGCGCUUCGCUCCCAACAUCUUCAUCCUGCAGUACCUGGAGAGCACCGACCAACUCACAGCCGUGAUCAGGAGCACAGCUGAGACCUACCUCGUGAGCGGAUACCAGAGAGAGCUGACCUACAAACACACAGACGGAUCUUAUAGUGCGUUUGGGAUGAGCGACGCAUCAGGAAACACAUGGCUGACGGCGUUCGUGAUGAAGUCUUUCGGAAAUGCGAAGAGGUACAUCUUCAUAGAUCAGGUGUUUGUGGACCAGGCGAAGUCCUGGCUCGGUCAACAUCAGCAGGAAAACGGAUGCUUUGCCUCAGUGGGACAACUUAUUCACACCGACAUGGAGGGAGGAGUGAAUGAUGAGGUGACCCUCUCGGCAUACGUCACAGCUGCAAUGCUGGAACUCAAUUACACUGUAACAGAUCCUGUGGUGAAUAACGGUCUUACAUGCCUGAGGAACGCGUUCACUCAGGUGAACUCCACCUACGCCAAGGCUCUCCUCUUCUACACCUUCACCCUGGCUGGAGAUCAGGGGAUGAGGAACACACUCAUCUCAGACCUGGAUGCAGUGGCCAUAGUCUCAGGUGGUGGACGUCACUGGAGCAGAUCGAGCGAUGGAUCAGUGAUGGACUCUUUAGAGGUGGAGAUGACCUCAUAUGUUCUUCUGUCUCUGAUGUCUGGACCUGAGCUGCCCGGGUUUGGUCUGGAUUACAGCAUCAGUAUCGUCCACUGGCUUUCUCAGCAGCAGAACGCUUUCGGAGGCUUCGCGUCUACACAGGACACUGUCGUGGCUCUUCAGGCUCUGACCAAGUACAGCUACGCCACCUACAGUCCAGCAGGAUCUGUAACUGUUACUAUAACAUCACCAUCAGGGCUGAUUAACACGUUCACCAUCAAUCAGAGUAACAGACUGCUGUAUCAGGAGCGUGAGCUGCAGGAGGUUUCUGGUGAUUACGACCUUAAAGCAGAAGGGAAAGGCUGUGUGUACGUGCAGUUCACUUUGAGCUACAACAUCCCUCCUCCACCCGACGACUCGACGUUCACCGUCUUGGCUUCAGCAUCUGGAAACUGCAGGGUCCCAAAUCCGUCUCUAGAAGUGACCGUAACUGUCAUGUAUAACGGUCAGCGUUUGGAGACCAACAUGGUGGUCAUCGAGGUCAAGCCUCUGUCUGGUUUCAGUGUGGACGCGACGUCUGUGCAGCUUGUGAACGGCAAUUCAAACUCGACUGAUGGAGCUGUGAAACGUGUGGAUCUAAUUGAGGGCAAAGGAAUCAUCUACCUGAAUGCACUGACAAAUGCAGAGGAGAAGGUUUACUCCCUGACAAUCAUACAAGACCUUCCAGUGGAGAACCUAAAACCAGCUGUUAUUAAGGUUUAUGACUAUUAUGAGACAGGUGAGAGAGCUGCGACUGAGUACAGCUCACCCUGUCUAGUUCAGGGAGAGUUUGUACAUCUUACAUCUCAGCAAGAACUCAGCGACUUCAACAUUUCACUUUCAUAAUGUACACAACUCAUUACUAGUGUGUUUUUGUUUUGUUUUUCCUCUUUCGAAUGAAAUAAUCAAGACAUAGUUGAUGUAAAGAAAGAUGCCUUAUUUUCCUGUGAUCUACUCAAUAAUUUCUAGAUGUAACGUCAUUGCCAAAACAUUUUAUAUGUGAGGAAAAAUUACUUAUGAAUAUGACAAAUUAACAAACGUAAUUUCACUUAUAAUCUAAAUACAAUUCAUUUACUUUUUCUGAUUAAACAAUAUGCUGUGAAUGUGGCCCUUCAUUCACCUUUAAGUAUAAACUAUACGCUGUAUUUUAUAACGUAUAUAAACAUUAAACCUGUCCACUCAUGCUUCUCUGAACUUGCUGAUUUUCUCCACAAGGUGGCAGGUUUAACUCCUUUGCAGUUAUAUGAUGCAACUGAUAAUGCUAAAUACCAUAAGCUAACAAAAAAAGAAUAUACAAGAAAAUAUGGCAAUAAAGUUGAUCUGCAUUAUCAUUAUUACCCGUGUCUUACCUGUGUCUUUUUUCCAUAAAAAAAUAAAUGUUGCAUAUAUAGGUGUUUAAAUUAGUGUUGUAUGUCACCGUUAUGUGGUUUGACUGAAGGCACUGUAUUGUCAGCUAUGGCAAAGUUAUUCGCUGGUGUUUAGUAGUUACCUCAGUGCAAAUCUAUGCAAGCUGGACAACAAGUAAUAUCCAAAUUGUUUUCAUUUAAUGGUGUCAUCUAAUAGAGUAAUAGUUGUGUUCUGAACUGAAAUAUAUGAUGUACAGUAUGCACGUGUAAUAUAUUCUGCAAGAUGAAAAUUAACUAUGCUUUCAUACUGAUCCAGCUCAUAACUGGA
Tachysurus vachellii is the source of this 5299-nucleotide messenger RNA. Its product is annotated as alpha-2-macroglobulin-like protein 1. The coding region runs from base 218 to 4471 and encodes 1417 amino acids. NCBI's taxonomy places the organism in Eukaryota, Metazoa, Chordata, Actinopteri, Siluriformes, Bagridae. The record is from RefSeq and is a predicted model, not a curated record. Gene Ontology annotation, molecular function: endopeptidase inhibitor activity. Gene Ontology annotation, cellular component: extracellular region. The transcript is spliced from 36 exons.